AUGUCGUUACAUAAAGGGCGAAGGAGACAGGAGGAACAACAGAGGAGAAGGCCCAAGGGGAGACUAUGCCGAUCGACUAAGGGGAAGACGAAGGAGCGAGGGACCAUGCCAAGAAGAACGGCCUCCAAACCCCCAAGGAACGAGCGGCAAGAACAGGUAGCAGAAGGCGUUCAAGCUGCUGGCCCAGCUAUUCUCACCAUCUUUGGGGGGCCAAACCGUGAAUCAGGAAGAAAAGCAAAGGCCCACGCCAGGUCUGUAGGAAUAGCGGAAGCUGGAAGAAAGAAAACUAAGACCGCCCCCACAAUCUCCUUCGACGACAGCAACAUGGAGGGAAUUAGUUGGCCACACGACGAUGCGGUCGUAAUUAAAGUCAUCAUAGGAAACAGAGAGAUGCAUCGAAUCCUCGUCGACACGGGAGCAUUGGUGGACAUGUUGUCAUACGACGCCUAUAAGCAAUUGGGACUCCCAGACGACAAGCUACAAUACGAAGGGACCUCGCUCGAUGGUUUCUUCGGAGCAUCGGCACCUAUAAAAGUGUUGGUCAGACUAACUGUCACGAUUGGAAAGAGACCGUACACCACCACGGUACUGGUUGACUUUAUGGUGGUAAAGGUGGCAUCAGCUUUCAACGCCAUCCUAGGUUGUAAGAGUCUCAACGAAAUGGGAGCUAUAGUGUCGACGAAGCAUCUCAAAAUGAAGUUCCCCACAUAA
Telopea speciosissima is the source of this 711-nucleotide messenger RNA. RefSeq lists its product as uncharacterized. Bases 1 to 711 code for a protein of 236 amino acids. The record is from RefSeq and is a predicted model, not a curated record. NCBI's taxonomy places the organism in Eukaryota, Viridiplantae, Streptophyta, Magnoliopsida, Proteales, Proteaceae. The transcript has a single exon.